Molecule: messenger RNA, 993 nt
Organism: Anopheles darlingi
Lineage: Eukaryota; Metazoa; Arthropoda; Insecta; Diptera; Culicidae
Product: histidine-rich glycoprotein-like
Exons: 1
Coding region: 1-993 (330 amino acids)
Source: RefSeq, a predicted model, not a curated record
AUGUCGCUAUCUAGUGCGCGCUGUUCGACGGCGACGGUAGUGUUGUGUUGUGUGGUUUCGUUGGCACUCAGUGCACCGACGUCGCUGCCGUCGGUGCACCGGUCCGCCGAUGAGGCGGCCGCAUCGAGCUACUUCUACUUCAGCCGUUCGCCGGCUCACUCGAUCCAGUUGGGCAGCUCACCGUUGGAUGGACACACCAUUCCCCAUCUGCUAACCGAGGGCACCCCGUUCUAUCCGGUGGUAAAGACCGUCGAGUAUGAGCUGGAUAGUGGCGAAGGGGAAGGCGAAGGGAAGGCGAUCGAGGAUGAGACCGAAGAGGGCGACGAGGACGAGGAUCAGCUUCAUCGGCAGGCGUACAAGGUGCAGGAGCAUGGGACAGAGGAGACCGAAGGGUCGUCCUACGGCGAGAACCAUCAUCGGAAGAAGGGUGAAAAGGGAGUGAAGGGAUACGAUUCGAAGCACGCGCUGGAGAAGGGCAGCAAGGGUAGCUACGGAAAGGAGGAUCACGAGCACCGGUACGGUCAGGGCGGGGACCGGAAGCACUCGUACCAUGACGAGGAUUCACACUACCACGAUCAUCAUGCGGAGGGCAAGCGUACCAAGGGUGGAAAGCACCACGAGAAGAAACACCACAAGAAGGGUUCGAAGACGACGGGUUAUCACAAUGUGUAUCACAAGGAUGAGUACAAGAAGGAGCACAUCUUCUACGAUAAUGCGGACAAUACGGGCCGGUUCCGGAAGUACGGAUCGGCCCACCAGCAUCACUCGAACGAUGCGGGCAAGAAGGCAAGUGGUGGGCACGAGGAUCGUGCACACCAGGACAGUAGCUAUAAGCGGACCGGUAGCAAGAAGCAGGGCAAGUACGAUGAGCAUCACGCGGACCAUAAGCAUCACCAGGGUCAGGAUGAGUACGAGCAGGCGGGUUCGGCGUUCGGUCAGAAGCAUGGCCACCAGAGGGCGGCCGAGCGCGGUUACAAAAUCAUUCACCAAUAA